CAUUAAUUCCAUUAUUUUAUCCACUGUCGCGUUUACAUUUCCAUCAAAAUCAACGCACUACCAUCGAAUUUCAUCAUGAGUCCUAGCGCGCUUAAUGGCGAGGCCGCCGUUGGGCCCGAGGGACCCCGACAAAAGAGCAGAUCUACCAUCGAUACGAUACGCGUGGGUUGCAUCGCGAUGGUCGAGAAAGAUGGACAAGCUCGUCGCGCCGAAAUCCUCAGUAUAAGAGAUACCAAAAGCGGCCGCCAAUUCUACUGCAACUUUGACAACUUCAACAAACGUCUCGAUGAAUGGGUACCAGUUAAGCGAAUCGAUUUCGACCAAGACGUAGAGUGGCCGAAUCCCGAAAAAGAUAAACCUAAAGAUGGAAAGGGCAAGAACUCCACGGCACCCAAGAGGAAGGUUAUUGGGAACAAGGCGCAAAAGCGGCCGGGAAAGAGGGAACAGUCUGUUGCUUCUGAGGCUGUUACGCCCCAUCCGUGGCCUGAUUUUACUGAUAGUCAACCACAAUCGAAAGCGCCUUCCACGCCGAGAGAUCUCGAAUCGAAGGCCGGAGAGACGCCCGCUGCUAACGGCGAUGAGAUGGACGUGGAUGAAGAUGAAUCAACACUUGAAGUUAAGAAAGAGGGUGGCUUUAGUCGAGAGGCGGAGAUCGAGAAGCUACGAACAGGUGGUUCCAUGACCCAAAAUCCUACCGAACUCGCUCGAAUCCGAAAUAUUUCCAAGGUCCAAUUCGGCCAAUGGGAAUUAUUUCCUUGGUAUUUCUCGCCAUAUCCAGAGGCUUUCACCCAGGAAGACGUCAUUUUCAUAUGCGAGUUUUGUCUCAGUUACUACGGCGACAAGAAAUCAUUUUGUCGACAUCGAUCAAAGUGCACCCUUCAACAUCCUCCCGGAAACGAGAUAUAUCGGGACGACUAUGUAUCGUUCUUCGAGAUUGACGGUCGACGGCAACGCACCUGGUGUCGAAAUCUAUGUCUAAUAUCCAAGAUGUUCUUGGACCACAAGACCCUCUACUAUGACGUGGAUCCCUUCUUAUUCUAUGUGAUGACUCAGAAAACCGAGAAAGGACACCACCUCGUAGGCUACUUUUCCAAAGAGAAAGAAAGCGCCGACGGAUACAACGUCGCUUGUAUUCUCACAUUACCUCAGUAUCAGCGAAAGGGUUUCGGUAGAUUGCUAAUACAAUUCUCAUACGAGCUUUCCAAAAUAGAGGGCAAACUAGGAUCUCCAGAAAAACCACUAUCCGAUCUGGGUCUUCUUAGUUACAGGCAGUACUGGUCCGAGAAUAUUCUCGAACUAUUACUAGAAUGCAAUGAGAGGGACGAGAAGUCGAGCAUCGAGCAGAUCUCAAGCACCUUGGCUAUGACCACGCAGGACGUCGAGCAUACCCUCCAAGCUCUCAAGAUGCAAGUGUAUCAUAAAGGAGAGCAUAAACUCGUCAUACCGGAGUCGCUGAUAAAGCAGCGCGAGAAGACUAAGCUGAAACAAAAAAGGUUCAUCGCGCCCGAACGCAUACAGUGGAAACCUCCGGUAUUUACGGCCUCGUCGCGUACUUGGGGUUGGUAGGGCGUUUGGUUGGUCUUGUCAUUAGGAUGGCGUCGGAAAGGAAGCAUUGAAAUUAGAUACCCAUAUGCC
Molecule: messenger RNA, 1635 nt
Organism: Annulohypoxylon maeteangense
Lineage: Eukaryota; Fungi; Ascomycota; Sordariomycetes; Xylariales; Hypoxylaceae
Product: histone acetyltransferase
Exons: 1
Coding region: 76-1566 (496 amino acids)
Biological process (GO): regulation of DNA-templated transcription
Molecular function (GO): histone acetyltransferase activity
Source: RefSeq, a predicted model, not a curated record